AUGAGCGAUAGCUCAACCAGUGGCUCCCCAAGUAGGUCAACAAGAAUCCAGUUGGCUUCAAAAUCAAAUAUGCAAACACAAUUAAAAAAUCAAAGAAACAAUCCCAUUAAAAAAGUGGACAAAUCAGCGGCAUCUUUUAUUUCAAAAGAACCAACAAACAUAAAAAGUAACAUUAAAAACAACAGUGAUAUCAAAGAUAUGGAAGUUACGGUCACGAUAGAGCAACCUGAAACUGAAGUAACAAAUAAAAAGAAAAAGGCAAAAAACAUGGACAAUACGGCAAUAGAUUCUGAAGUAAUAGAAGAAGAUAAAGAAUCAGUAUUAUCAUAUGAGAUUGAUAAUAGCGAAAAAAUUGAAUUUGUAAAAAAAGCCAUUAGAGCAAAAACUGAAUUAACCCUAAUCAGAGUAGAGGACAAUAGAAAAGAUAAAAUGAUCUCUGUAUUGUUUGACAACAAAGAAAAUAUGCAAGCCGCACUAGAAAUAAAUGACUCACUCCGUGUUAUACCUACUAAUUGUAGUUAUGAUAAUCUCAUGACACGUGGUAAAUUUGCUGCAAGGAUGAUCAAUUUACCAUCUGGUAUCACAGCAAAAGAGAUUAUUCCUAAUAUCAAAACGAUUGGUGCACUUACUUGCUAUAUCCCUAGGUCUCACAAUUAUAGAUGUAGAAGUGAGGCAAUUAUUUCUUUUGUAAAUGAAGAGGCACUAGAAGUGGCAAUUGGUAAAGAGUGGAAGGCAG
Molecule: messenger RNA, 736 nt
Organism: Diversispora eburnea
Lineage: Eukaryota; Fungi; Glomeromycota; Glomeromycetes; Diversisporales; Diversisporaceae
Source: the annotation of a GenBank genome assembly